Molecule: messenger RNA, 1136 nt
Organism: Baudoinia panamericana UAMH 10762
Lineage: Eukaryota; Fungi; Ascomycota; Dothideomycetes; Mycosphaerellales; Teratosphaeriaceae
Exons: 3
Coding region: 1-753 (250 amino acids)
Source: RefSeq, a predicted model, not a curated record
AUGGGCUUCCACUAUGCUCAUAUCGUGGUCGACGGUGAGGUCUGUCCAGCAAUGCAACCAUAUGAAGUUGUUUUCCGUCGAUCACGCUACAAUCUCCAUACAAUAUCGUCGUGUUUAAGCGAACAAGCAUUGAGUUAUCGCAUUAUGAAGGUAGACCUUUUGCCAGCAGGCAGCCCGCCAAGCGUAGCAUCUCAAGGCUACCACUGCGCCGCAACCGUGUCAAAAUUUACAGAACAGUGUGCAUUGCACGAAACCAGCUUCUCAACAUCCCGAACAGAUGGUUGGUUGGUGAGAUCUGGCGUAGCGAUGAGCAAUCCGCAGAAUUUGGCUCAGCGUCUCAGUGCCAAGAGCUCGGACGAGUCAAUGCGGUCAGAGCAGACGCAUCGCAAGAAGCGUACCAUCUCGAAGAAACCACCACGCGCAGCACCCAAACGCCAGCAGCCCGCCAAAGCGAGCACAAUGGACCAGGGGCAAGAAUCGCGCCAGCAGGCUUGCACAUGGCUAGGAUCAGCGCGCCACGGCAUACAGACGGCCAUAGACUACAUUGACGAUGCACAGACAGGCUUCUGGCGGGCCAUGGUUGGCUACAAUCGAGCCGUUCAACGUCAGAACGGCAACGAAGCGACGGCAAAGUGGGUUGAAGUCCACGUGGAACUGGCAAGGAUGACAGCAGACGCCGAGGUGCUGCUAAAGUGCCAGCGCUUGGCUGGAGUGGCCUCGCAGUUGCUUGAGCUCGUAAACGGCCCUGAAUAGCGCGAUGAUGAUGGGACAGAAGUGGAUGGAGAAGCCGUGGGCGUGGGAAAGCCUGCUGGCAAUAUGGCGGCGAGGCAGCAGUUGAGUGGCAGGGGUGAGCGUAGGCAAGGCGGUGGGAGGGUGGUGGAUACGGAUUCUCUGUGUGAUAGCAUCCUCAUCCAGGCCGUCGCUUUAUGACAUGCCCCCACUUCUGCAUCAGCUUCCGUGUUGGUUUCUUGCUGCUUCGGGUGGCUGGCGCUGGACUGAAAGGCAGCUAUAAGUAGGCAUAUGCGGACGCAAUAGCGCUCCCCGGAGCUGUUGUAUAAACUGGGAGAUGUUGUUUUUUGUUUGAGGCUGCAUCUGAUGAGGUUGCACACGUCCGUCUAGCUGCUAGCAAGCAUACU